This is a messenger RNA of Pyrenophora tritici-repentis Pt-1C-BFP, 2043 nucleotides long. RefSeq names its product Pneumo-att-G domain containing protein. NCBI's taxonomy places the organism in Eukaryota, Fungi, Ascomycota, Dothideomycetes, Pleosporales, Pleosporaceae. The record is from RefSeq and is a predicted model, not a curated record.
AAGCUUCCUCUCCACACCCUCACUUAUUGAUCGCCUCGUCAUUGCCAAACACGCCCAUUCGCAUCGCCCUCACCACCAAACGUCCACAACAUACAGCUUUUGCUUCUUACCUCUCACAAACUAUUGCUCCAAACUCAACUCAAUUCAACCAAACCAAACCAAACCAAACCAAACCACUCCCACUGCCCCUCCGACGUCAUGGCUUCGACUCUUAAUAGUAGUAGCAGUAGUAGUAGUAGUAACAAUACCUACCUCGGCUUCCUUGAGCAGGCCAAGCACAACUUCUGGAUGACCAACAGCCACCUCUCAGAGGAGCAGCGAAAUCAGCUCUGGUUCCAGACGGCCUGCCAGCCGACGCAGCCCUCGAUGGCCCACCAGGUACCACGGUCCAUGACGUUUGACCCGUCAAGCAUGAUGCAGCUCCCAACCUCUGGCUUCGCCUCCAUGGACCGCACUCGCUCGGCCCCCGUCAUGAACCGCUCAGAUUCGGCAAUGACCUCGACUACCCCGUACUCCGACUGGCAGUCAAUGGCCCAGGAGCCGACACCCGACUACACGCUCUACUCGCAUGCUCCCAUGCGCAGACAGUCAACCCUCCAAUCGCUCCCAGAGACGACUUGCCCUAUCAACGGCAGCGUCGCCGAGUACAGCGUUGAUGACUUUGUCAACAGCAUUGUGCCAGAUAACUCAUCUACCCACCCCAUCCCCCAGCAUGCUCAACAGUUGCAACUGACACCACAGUGGAGUGCAUCCGAUGUCUCCUCGCCCAGCACGCCGUCAACUGCUCUGAUGACGCCUGUUACUCAAUCUAGUAACAUGAGCCGUCAGGGUAGUUACAACCCCCAGUUCUUUGAUAACGUUUCCAUGUUGCGUGUUCCGUCCAAUUCUUCAUGUAUGCUUCCCAUCCUCUCAGAGGAUGAGACUUUUCCUUAUUCCUUUUCCGUCGAUCAUAAAUCCACCAGCGAGUCCGCUGGUGCGUCUCAUUUUCUCAACUUCACUGGCUCCUCCAGUGAAGGUUUCCUUUCUUCUGCUUCAUCUGUUCCCGCAAGUGCGCACGCACUUGCCUCUUCCGACAACGAUCUGUCGUACCUGGCGGAGGAUAUGCGGAGGUCGACAUCAGCUACAUCCAGCGAGGGCUACUCGAGCGAGGCCUCUGCGUCUGGCUCGACGUACUCUCGUCAAUCGCAACGCGAGCGCGAAAUCAUCGCACAAGCUGCGUCUCGCAAGAUUGCCCCCAAAGCGAUCGACUGCAAUAAUGAGACUGCGUCCCCGUCAUCAGAUGCUCAGAUGACUCGGAUAAGGUCAGAGGAUGGCUCCUCUAAAACCGUCGGUGUUCUGUCCAAAACACCCUAUGUGCGCCCUCAGCACCCAAAGAUCAAGUGCAACUACUGCAACGAGAGACCCGAUGGGUUCCGCGGUACGCAUGAGCUCGAUCGCCACAUUGCACGUGCCCAUGCCUCGCGCCGCAAGGGCUACAUCUGCAUCGACUCGUCAGCAGACCAAAAGUUCCUCGCCAACUGUAAGCACUGCCGUAACAAGAAGGUAUAUGGCGCCUACUACAACGCUGCCGCCCAUCUCCGCCGCGCUCACUUCCACCCCCGCAAGCGCGGCAGGAAGGGCAAGAACGACGAGAAGCGCGGUGGCAUCGGUGGCGGAGACCACCCCCCGAUGGAGUACCUCAAGCAAAACUGGAUUAAAGAGGUGGAAGUCGAUAACAAGCCCACACCAGAGUCGCCAGAAAGCAACUCGGACAACGACGCUGCUGAUGUUUCAGACGCCGCUUUCAACCAGCCUUCUUACCCCGUCGACACCACUGCUGCUGCCACGACCGUCUACCCCGCGUCGCAACAGCCCUUGCCAUCAAUGCCAAUGAUGAACCAAGCCCCUCUUGACUCAUCAUCGCAGUUCAUGGACUUUGGUAUGAGUAUGCAACCUGAACCCAUGGUCUUUGACAACACUGCUUUCUUCGACCCCAGUCUCGGCAACGUUGUCGCACCCGCCGAUAUGAGUAAUUUCCAAUUCGACGCGUACAUGGGUGCUUGA